AUGGACACCGUUAAGGCGACGAGAUCUAAGACGAACGCACGCAAAGAACCUGAGUCUUUACCAGGAAAUAUUUCCAACCCUGCGCAUCCCCCAAAAAGCCAGGAAGUCACGGGUAUGAACCCUGCCAUCGACCCACAUGAUAGUGACGAGGAAGGUUCAGUCGACCUGAUUUCCAAGAUUCCAGUCCUAUCGACAGAGACGAUUAAAGACGUCAUCGUCAACACCUCCGUCCCGCCGGAAGAGGACUUGCCGGCAGAACGCGCAGCGGAACGUUCCCACGUAUGGGCGAAGAUGAAAGAAGCCCAAACCGCCAGAGAUAACCUUUUAACAAAGAUACUCCUAAAAGCAUAUAACGAUUUAGAAGCAACAGCUGUCGAUUCCCUACCAAAGAUGACCAGAUCACUAUCAGCACUUCCAGUAAUGACAUGCACGUCAGAAGAUUUGAUGCCGAAGAAGACUCGAGCAAUCGAAACAGAGACGGAACUCGAAGACAACUUAGUCUAUGCUGUCGGCGCCGUUACCAGUCACCAAGACAUAGGGUUUACACCAUACUUCGAUGAAAAUAUCAAGAAACUCAAAGCUCCUUUACCUCUGACCAUAUUCGACAGAGAAUGGCAGAAAAAGGCCCUAACCGCCCAUCUAAUGAUGAAACCGUCGAAAAACUCUGACGAUAAGGCGUAUAGAGGCCUAGCGUACCACGAUGAAUGGACGCAAUCCCACUCUUCCUGGACUAACAACCACAGAUCAUUUUACAUAACCUUGAGGGAUGUAUAUAACAAAGGGAAGUUUGCGGAAAAACUGCGAAUUCACAAAGAGAAUUGCGACGCAAUAUCCGACGUGUAUGGGUUCAUGACAGCUUUUCGGUACGACAUGCAAAUAAGAAUGAACGCCUUUGCACACCGUUUACCAUCGAAAGACGGUGCAGCCAUACCUGACAUCUCGGUUAAACAGUCCGUCGUGGUAGAACAAUGUUACAGCAUAGUACGUUCCUACGGCGAAGCUAGCUGGAAGGAUAACUUGUACGCACCAGGGGCAUCACACGCAAGCUACGAUCCAGACACCGGUACGAAACGUCCAGAAUUAACCAAAUCAGUUUCUUACCCACUAAAUCAUCAACAACAAGGAGCUAUUGCCUCCGGUCGCGGGAACCAUCAAGAAAGGAGAAAGGAAAAGAGGUGGAACAACCAAAACCAAGGUUGGGGACCAAGCUACAAUCAUUAUCAAAAUCCCAUGUAUAAUCAAUUUCAACAACCUUUCAUCAACGGAUACACCAACUCUUUCCAAGAUUCACCUAACCAACGCCAAUACGCGAAUCAAAGCAAUUACAGUUAUAACAAUCAAGGCCAAUCAUCCAGCUCCGGUUACGGUUGGGCAAAUCAAAAUAAUUCUUCUGGUUCCGGAGAGAACCGCAAACGCUUCAGAAGUAAUGCGAGCGGUCCGGGUGAUGGGGGAGGAAGAGGGACAGCAGGGAAAGAUGGGGAUUCUGGAGGAGGGAAACAGUAG
Molecule: messenger RNA, 1503 nt
Organism: Puccinia graminis f. sp. tritici CRL 75-36-700-3
Lineage: Eukaryota; Fungi; Basidiomycota; Pucciniomycetes; Pucciniales; Pucciniaceae
Exons: 3
Coding region: 1-1503 (500 amino acids)
Source: RefSeq, a predicted model, not a curated record